This is a messenger RNA of Cuculus canorus (common cuckoo), 4548 nucleotides long. It is a transcript of the gene TESPA1, whose product is annotated as thymocyte expressed, positive selection associated 1. The record is from RefSeq and is a predicted model, not a curated record. Gene Ontology annotation, molecular function: signaling receptor binding. NCBI's taxonomy places the organism in Eukaryota, Metazoa, Chordata, Aves, Cuculiformes, Cuculidae. The coding region runs from base 943 to 2262 and encodes 439 amino acids. The transcript is spliced from 12 exons.
GGGGGGGGGGCGGCGGGGAAGGGGGGGCUGCCUGAGCCUCUGAGUGACCCCCAAAGGCCCCCCCGGCCUGGAGAGUGAACCUGGGGGUCUCCGUGAGGCGGCAGAAUUGGGGGUGCUGCGGCUGAUUUGAUUUUGGGGUCCCUGCUCCCCUGGUUUGGGGUCCCUCCCUCCGCCCCAGGGACCUCCCUAUGGCUCUCCCUGCUCCCAGAGUCCAAUCCUGCCCGGUGCUGAGUCUUCUCCUGUAGGGAUGCUCUGGGUGGGUGCUGAGGCCCCCCAAUCCAAUUGAUUUUGAGGGGGUCCUCUCCCCCCUCCACCCCAGGCACCCCUAUGGCUCUCCCUGCUCCCAGGGUCCAAUCCUGCCCAGUGCUGGGUCUCCUCCUGCAGGGAUGCUCUGGCUGGGUCCUGACCCCCCUAAUCCAAUUGAUUUUGGGGGCGCCUUCUCCCCUCCUCAGAUGUCCCCCCUCCUCCCCAGGGACCCCCCGUGCUCCCAGGGUCCAAUCCUGCCUGGUGCUGAGUCUGUCCCUGCGGGGCUUCACCAUUCCCAGCUCCCACCCAGCACCCUUUGUUUGUUAAAAUCAACAUCCCCUGACCCUGGGGGUGCUGUGCCCCCAUCUCAGCGUCUCCUGUGAGGUCGCUGGGUGGCAUCGGGGUGCAGGAUGAGGUCCUCUGGAGCACAGCUGGUUGGUUGCCCACGGGCCACUGGCCAAGAGGGUCCUGAGUCCCUGCUGCCCCCAAAGGAGCCGUUAAUGCUGAGAUUGAUCCACCAGCACCAAAAAUAUCACCGGAGUGCUCAGCACCCUUCCCGGCAGCGCUGGGCCCUGAGCCACCAGCCUUAUAUGAUGGGAUGGUGGAGGAGAUCCAUCUCCUGAGGGAUAUGGUGGAGAUCCAUCUCCUGAGGGACGUGGAGAGAGAAGGACCAGGGGUGUUACCUCCAUUCCCGUGAUGUUCCAACUGGAGAGGCGUUUCCUCCCCCUCGCGCUGACGCCAGAUGCCGCCGCUGGGGCAGCAGGACACCACGCCACACUUGAUGGCCCCACGGCCAACGUAGGCACCGCUCGGUGGGGCUGCCUCUCGCAUCGGGAGAUCCCUGUCCCACCCAGAGCUGUGGCCAUGGAGGUCACGUCAGUGCUCAGCCCCUCGUCGUGGGAGAAGCGGCGUGCGUGGGCCAGGCAGAGCCGGUGCUGGCGGACCACCGUGGUGGAGGAGGAGGCAGCCGCCGCCAUGCAGGACGUCCCGGAGCUGCAGCCACCUCACCUGGAUGACGUCUUCCUUGAAGCAAGUCCCUCCAGCAAGAUAGAGACGUGGCUGCAGGAGUGCGGGUCAUCGCUGGAGGUGCCGCUGGAGGAGUUGGGCUUGCUGGGCCCCUUGGGUGGGAGCAACAGAACCAGCUUUGAGGAUGACCUGACCCUGGGAGCUGAAGCUCUUCUGCUACCAGCGAGCGACAAGGCCAAGGGCAGAGCUCUGAGGGACAAGCACCUCAACCUGGGGCACAGCAUGGCCUCCAGUGCCCUCUCCAGCCUCACCACCAAGACCAGUUCCAGCAUUUCCGACGUCCUCGAGUGGUGGCAAGCAGAUGCCGAGGAGAUCCUCUACAACCUGGGCUUCGUGCAGAGCGAGGCGGGCGCCGUGUCCCGUGUCCCUGCACGCUUCUUCUCAGCUCCUUCCCGUGCCAAGGGCAUCGAUUUCCAGGUCUUCCUCAAGGCCCAAGUGCGGCGCAUGGAGACGGAGGAUCCCUGCCUGAUGCUGGCCAGUCGCUUCCAGCAGGUCCAAGCUUUGGCUGCCACGGCUGAUGCUUUCUUCUGCCUCUACUCCUACGUCUCGCGGACCCCCGUGCAGCGCAUCUCCCCCACCUGCCUCACCUGGGCUUUUCCCGAUAUCCCCGACCUCCUCAUCGCGCCCACCCAACCUUGCACCCUCUCACCUGUGGAGCGUUUGAAGAAGGUCGUGUCCACCAUGUGCCUCUACGCAUCCCCCCGGGAUGAGGACGGCCCACGGGGGACCAUGUGGGUGACCACCGUGCCCACCACCCAACCCAAGACCCUGGACAAGGUGGUGCAGGAGGUGCUGAGCACCAGCGAGGAUGACGAUGGCUGCGAUUCCCGCGAGGAAGCUGCCCGGUGUCUCCAUCUUUCCGCCGGGGUCCGGAGAAAUCUCCUGCUACACGCCAGCAGUGGACAAUCUGACAGCAGCGGCUUCGUGGAGGAGCCAGUGCCCGGCCAGCCGCCGAAUGGUCAUCUCCAUGGCACUGACCAGAUGACCUGAUGCCACCACAGAGGGACCUGAGCUUUCCCAGGCACAGACAGGAGCCACAGUUUGGCACCAGACGAACGGGACUGUUCCACUGUGAUUGGGACACGAAGCCCACCAAGGCUGAGCCCUGUGGGUACAACUGUGGGUGUUUGGCACAGAAAACCUUUGGAUUCAGGACUUUUUUGCCCCUCUUCACCCAGCCUUGCCAGCGCCGGGGCCACAGCUGCACCUGGGCAGCACCGGGGGCAUCUCCUCGUGCCUGGUUCUUGGGGACAUCACCCACACUUUGGUCCCCUCAGGUGCAGUGCCUGGAACACUAGGAUAGGGGGGUUCACUGGGAGCAGCCAGCGUCACGCUGGGAAUAAAGCUGCCAAAGUGAUGAUGGUGGCUCUGGAGCUUCUGGAGGGGUGGGAUUCAGCCCUGCCCAUCCCCUCUGGAGUGGAAACCCUCGGUGCCAAUUUACUUGGUCCCCAAAAGGGACCUGAGCAGGGGCUGUGCAGCUCCACGUCUUCCCUGGGGACAGAGGAGCUGCCACCAAGGCUCGGGGCUUCCUGCUCUCCAGACCUCACGGUGGGGCUGGGGACUCGUGGGAUGUCGAUGCCGUGGUUGAGGUGGGACUGGAGUGGUGGGCACUGCUCAGGAGUUUUUUGGCCUCUCCAUCUUCCCCACUGAGCCUCUCUUCAGGUUCCUUAUCAGGGUUCUUCAUGGCUCCAGGCCUGUUCUUCGUCUUCCUGUCACCUUAUCUUUCUGGCUCGCUGUUCUUCCCCCUCUGAGAGAUCUGGGCAGCUGAAGGAAACCACACUGAGAUGAUGCUGGGACUGCACCAGCUGCUCCUUAACCCCUCCUGUGCUGCUGCCGCUGCUGCUGCCACAUCGGCACCUUCGUUGGUGGCUUUUACCCCUGGGAACACUGAGCUUGGACAGUGGAGGGUGGUGGGUGUUGACUGGUACCCCCGCAGCCUUGGGGUCCACUCUAAAGUGUCCUUAAGCCUCAAAUUCAGCAUCCAGCUCUGCUCCUGCCCCUCCAGAUCUACUCAGGGGAUGGGGACAGGUCACAGGUCACCUCAAACCAGAACCCCACACCCUCGGGAAGGAGCAACCGUGGUUCUCCUCCAGGCUUGCAUGGUCCUCAUUGUAGGUCCCCAUCCUGGCAGUGGUCCAUAUCCUCCCAUUCUCAGGAGCCUUGUGCUGGGGAGAAGGUUGGGACCAGCCCCAGGGCAUCAGGGCAGGAGUUACUGGAAAAGGAAGCUCCUGAUAGAUAAACAAACCCCAGGGUUUCCCUGUGGAGAGCAGUCAAAGAUGGGAUUAUCCUGGAUUAGCCACACGGCCCCUCGGGCACCAAGGCUGGCUCCCACAGCCCAUCCUUCCUUGGAAUGGUCUGAACCUGCCAGGGCUGCUCCACGCCGGUUUUGGGUGGCCCAAGGCUGUGCUUUAUCCUUCUCCAUCUCCACAGCGGGUCAUUGUGGGACCCUCCCAAACCUGGGUGCUUCUGCAAGCUGUGGUCCACGGGCCACAGAGGGUCCCCCAGGCACAUUCCCAGUGCUCAGUUUGGGCUCAUCCAGGAAAUAAACUCUCCACAGCUCCCGGAUUUUCUGGACAGGUCCUGGAUGGGGUGUCUGAAGCCUCCCGAGAAAGCCUUGGUGGAGCACAGCUGGAGCUGAGGGCUGGGGUUCCCCAUCCCUGGGGGCACCUGAGGACAAUCCCAUCCCCACGGUUCCUGCAGGAACCAGACUGGAAGCCAGCUGGAAACCAGUGCCCUGAAGAGACGAACCACUGGGAACAAGUAGCUGCUGACGAGGACGGGGCUGGGGGCACGGCGUGACAUCUUCAUCCAGAUUCAGGGCUGAACCCAUGGAAAUGGAAGCAUUUGAUGCAAAUGUUGAAGCCUUCGGUGUUUCUGAGACCAGAGCCAGAGGUUUUGGGGCAGGGAGGAAUUAAACUGGUGGGAUGGAGGACCUUGUGACCGGGACGGUAUCCUAAUGAAGUUACACUUCUGCCCCCAGACCUCUCUGUGCCUGUUAUUUGUGUAUUUGUGAGCCAGGAUCCCAGCUGCAACCAGUUCCCUCCCUGGGGGCUUUUGGCUCCUCACCGUGUAUCCGGGUGCCUAAAAUCCCACCCCGGGGCAAAGCUGGGUGCUCUGAGGUUCUUGUCUCCUUCCUCUUCCCACCAGGAAUGAAUGGGGUGCCAUGAGAAGCUGAGGACACGGCACAAACCCUCCCUCAGGCAAAGGGCAGGAGAAAGGCAUGGAAAAUACCAAGGAUUUAUUCCCCAUCUCUGAAGCCAAGAGGCAGCGAAGGUU